AUGAUAAAAUCUACAAUAUCAACAUUACCAAAACAAUAUUUUGGUUUAUUAAAUAAUAAUGUUGGUUAUAGAUCUAUAGGAUCAAUUAAUUUACCUAUUAGAUCUAUACAACAACAACAACAACAACAACAAUAUAACAACCAAUUGAAUCAACAUCACCGUUCUUCACCAAUUCUAAAUAAUAAUUUAAAUCAAAGUCAAAGUUAUAAUAGUACAUCUUUAUUCAUAAAUAAUAACAAUAACAAUAACAAUAAUUUAAUAAUUCAAAAAAGAAAUGUAUCAACAUGGGGUAUUAGGUUUUUACUUGGAUUCUCUGUUGUUGGAUUUAUGUUCUUUAUGAGAAGAUGGACACCAAGACAGAUGAAACGUAUUAUAAAGACAUUCAAAGAGAAACAUGCAUACGAACAGUAUCUACCAGAGGUAUAUAAAAUGUCAUUCGAUCGUAUCAAAGAGGAACGCUAUCUGUCGUCGUUCUUGGCGUCACCACCUAUUGGACCGGUAUGUAUUGUCGGUCCAGAUGGCUGUGGUAAAUCACAUAUUAUCAAACGUGUCAUUUCGGCACGCUCCAUGUCGGUACUGGUCGAUAUGAGACAGAACGCCGUUAUGAGUGGUGAUGAACUACUCUUACAAUUCGUAAAGAAACUUGGAUAUCUUUUGCCAUCCGAUGAUUUAAUUUCAUCUCUAUUCUUAAAAGCUGAUAAAAAACAAUUGAUCAAUGUUAAAGAAAUUGUACAAGGAUUGGAAACCAUUUUUCUUUCACUUUUGAAAAUGAAAGAACAAUAUAAAGAGAUACCUUUAAUAGUUAUUACAAAUAUAGAGGCAUUACCAACAUCUGAUAACUUUACUAGAUUUUUAGAUUGGUGUAUAUCAGUUACUGAUAACAAGUUGGCCAAUAUUGUAUUUUUAACAUCAUCCCAAUUCGUUCAUUUUCAUUUAGAUUCAAAUUAUAGUUUUAAGAAAAGAAGAUUUUUAUAUAAUAUACCAUAUCCAUCGGUAGAGGAUGUAAAGAAAUAUUUAACAAGUAUUUUGAUAAAGAGCAAUGAUGAAUCCUCUGCAAAUGGUGAUAAUAAUGGAAAUGUUGGAAAAUCAACAACAUCUAGUGGUUCAAUUUCAUUCUACAGACCAUCGAGUACCAGUAUGGAAUUAAUUGAAAAAGAAGCAGAUGAUGAAACAUCGGUUGCUCUCACCAGUUGUGAUAUUGAAUCGAUUAUCAACAAUUUCGGUGGUCAGAUGCGUGAUAUCGAUGCGCUCGUCGGUCUGAUAAAGAAAGGUGAAUCACUACACUAUGUUAUUGAGAUGUUCAAUGCGGAGACCGCUCAAAAAAUUGGAUCGUUGGUGGACUCUAUGUUUCAGCGGGCGAACCUCGCCAACUCUGACUCUGAGAAGAAAGCAGUCUUUGAAAAGUACAUGCGAUUCUGGAGUCUCUUGGAGUAUCUUUUGGCCAACCCAGCCAUGCAAGCCAGUGAGUUGAUCGAGAAGGUCUUUCACGAGCAACCCGAGGAAUUCGAUGAAUACUUUAAGACCAAUCUCAUCUACUAUUGGACGAAGCAACAACGGGAAAUAGCCAUGCCAGACGUAGAGGAAAUUUCUACACCGACCCUAAAGAAUGCAUAUGAUACCUAUGUGACAUUCUCAUCACCUCGUAUUCACCGUGCCACAGAGCGAGUUAUCAAAGAACACAGAUUCGUUCUUCAACGUCAAACAAUUGAAAAAUUCUUCAAGAAAGCGGAUCUCAAAGACGACAGAAAGGAUUUGGAAUCGGAAAAACACGAACUACUCACAGAGUAUGAAAAGAUCUAUCAACGUUUGGAUAACCUCAUUGAAAACAAUCAGGCAUGGAUAAAGUUCAUGGGAGAACAAAAGUUUGAUCAGCGAAAGAAAUAUUUUUUGGAAAAAGAAGAUGAAUGCUUGAAAAGAAUAUCAAUAGUUUCGGAUAAACUCGAUCAGAUUGAAAUAGAUUUGGAUAAUCUAGGAAGAGUUAAGGUAUAUAGAAUAGUAAAGACUUCAGGGUCAAAGCUAAAGAAUAAGUUUUUACAAUAUGGUCCAAUUAAAAAGAUAAGAUUGGUCACCGAUCAAGUCAAUGGAAAACCAAAAGGUUAUGCAUUUAUUUGA
Heterostelium album PN500 is the source of this 2112-nucleotide messenger RNA. RefSeq lists its product as uncharacterized. The transcript has 7 exons. Gene Ontology annotation, molecular function: RNA binding. Bases 1 to 2112 code for a protein of 703 amino acids. The record is from RefSeq and is a predicted model, not a curated record. NCBI's taxonomy places the organism in Eukaryota, Evosea, Eumycetozoa, Acytosteliales, Acytosteliaceae. Gene Ontology annotation, cellular component: mitochondrial inner membrane.